Molecule: messenger RNA, 2673 nt
Organism: Sesamum indicum (sesame)
Lineage: Eukaryota; Viridiplantae; Streptophyta; Magnoliopsida; Lamiales; Pedaliaceae
Source: RefSeq, a predicted model, not a curated record
GUCAACGUAUUCUUCCCUUUGUGUGAGCUACACAUUGGUGCAACUUAGCAGUUUGGAGGAGUUACAGCACCGAUGGAGAACAAAGUUGCGAUUGACUUGUCUGAGAACUUUGCCAAGAUUGAUGAAGCUGGUCUUUUUGAAAAUGCUGCGACAGAUUCAACAAGUGCAUAUUAUGUAAAGAACAUGGAGCUAGCAGAAAAGGAGGAUGAUGUAAUGACUAGAAAAACUCUAGUAAAGAUGAGAAGCUUUGAUCUAAAUAAGGAAUCACAGAAGGAAAAACCUAUGCGCAAAACUAAGUCAUUCAGUUCUCACCUGUUACUAAAUAUUGAUGAAUUGAUUAACCGUGUCGCUGGCAGCUUUGAGGGGACGAGUACAUUUUUAAGUAAUUCCGACAGCGAUGAUGAAAUACGCUUCCUCUCAUCCAUUUAUGAAUCGUCAUUGCCUCCAGAAAGUGUGACUGAUGUUAUAACACUAAGAAAUCCCAGAUCAGGUGUAUCCUCCCCAACUGGUGAGGAGGAUUCUGAUUCAUGCAGUUGGAGGAAAAUACAGAUUGAGCCUCCAUUUCGCAUUUAUCUGAAGUUUGAAGAUGUAAAUCACAAAGUAAAGUUGAAGGGAAACAGGAACUCAGGUGUAGAGAAAAGCAUACUGCAAGGGGUAAGUGGUUCAGUAUGCCCUGGAGAAGUUCUUGCUCUCAUGGGACCUUCAGGGGGUGGCAAAACCACUCUACUGAAUGUUCUCAGUGGGAGAGUGAAGAAUAGUGGAGGAACCAUUACUUACAAUGAUCAGUUAUACACGACAUCGUUGAAGCACAGGAUUGGAUUUGUCCUGCAAGAUGAUAUUGCGUUUCCUCACCUGACGGUGAGGGAGACGUUAACUUACUCUGCGUUGCUUCGUCUUCCCAACACAUUGUCGAGAGAACAGAAGAAAGCAAGGGCAAUGAGUGUCAUCUCAGAGCUAGGCCUCGAAAGGUGCCAAAACACAAUGAUUGGUGGAACGUUCGUGCGAGGAGUGUCGGGAGGAGAAAGAAAACGAGUAUGCAUUGGCAAUGAAAUUCUGCUCAAUCCUUCACUUCUUUUCUUGGAUGAACCAACGUCUGGCUUGGAUUCCACCACAGCCCUUCGUAUCAUUCAGAUGCUCCGUAACAUUGCUCAGGCUGGGAAGACAGUGGUGACCACAAUACAUCAGCCCUCGAGUAGACUAUUCAGUAAAUUCGACAAGUUAAUUCUCUUGAGCAAUGGAUGCUCAUUGUACUUUGGAAAAGCCUCAGAAGCAAUGUUGUACUUUUCAUCCAUCGGCUGCUCUCCGCUUACUGCUAUGACUCCAGCAGAGUUCCUGAUUGAUCUUGCCAAUGGUAAUAUUAAGGACAAGUCCAUUCCUUCAGAGCUGGAGGAUAAGUUUUUACCUGGAGGUGAAUGUUUCGAGUGUAAAGAUGGAGGGCCUUCACCUGUUGAUGUCCAUGAGUAUCUUUUGGGGGCUUAUGAAUUACGAGCUUCUAACAUGGAGAAAAUACGAAUAGGUAGACCUGUUAUCAUCACUCAGAAUAGGCGUAGCGCAGAAGAAUGGGGAGCAACUUGGAGUGCACAGUUCUCUAUUCUCUUUCAAAGAGGCCUCAAGGAGAGGCGCCACGAGUAUUUAAGCACCGUUCGAGUUGUUCAAGUCAUAUCAACAGCAGUUAUUGUGGGAUUACUUUGGUGGAAUUCAGAUGCUUCAUCGACCAUGAGAGUUCAAGAUCAGGCAGGACUACUGUUCUUUAUUUCAGUAUUUUGGGCCUUCUUUCCAGUUUUUACAGCCAUUUUCACAUUCCCACAAGAGAGGACAAUGUUGGCUAAGGAGAGAUCAGUCGGCAUGUACAAACUCAGCGCGUAUCUUAUAGCCAGAAACACCAGUGAUCUUCCUUUGGAUCUCCUGUUGCCCAUUGUAUUCCUUACAAUCAUCUAUUUCAUGGUCGGACUGAAGCUGACGUUACCUGCCUUUUUCCUAACUCUCCUUUCCAUUUUUCUCAGCAUUAUUGCUGCUCAGGGAUUAGGACUAGCCAUAGGUGCAGCGUUCAUGGACGUUAAGAAAGCAACGACAUUAGCUUCCAUUACUGUCAUGGCAUUCAUGUUAUCUGGUGGUUUCUUCAUUAAGAAAGUCCCUCGGUUUAUGUCCUGGAUUCGGUACGUAUCUUUGAACUACCACACAUACAGGUUACUUUUGAAAGUUCAGUACAGUUGCGUAGGAGGGCCACCAAGAUCAGUAAUUUGCGACUCUGCCUUCAUCAAGGCAGAAAGGCUUGGCUACGGUGGAACUGAAGCUGCAGCGAUUUUGGCGAUGAUUAUAGGGUACCGGAUGCUGACCUAUAUACUCCUCAGAAGAAUGAAACUACGGAACGAGGCAUAAUAACCUCUCAUUCAGAUACCAAAAGUUGGCAGCUCCACUGAUGUUAUUUCCAUUUCCUCAUCUUCCUAAAUAAUCAGAGUUGGUAACUUUUUCUGCUUCAAAAUAAUCUAUUCAACAGUAAUCGGAUGCAUUGUUCAUGAACUACAAGCCAGAAGCAGUUGAUCAAUGAGCAGACCACAUGAAUUUCGCUGAUUUUCUUUCUUUCCAUCAAAGCUGAAUAACUUAUUGCAACAUUAAUCAACCUAACCACACCAUCAAAUUUUACUUGAUCAUCCUUCGUUUAAAUGCAUCCUC